Hemicordylus capensis (graceful crag lizard) is the source of this 1639-nucleotide messenger RNA. RefSeq names its product protein tyrosine phosphatase non-receptor type 7 (gene PTPN7). The transcript is spliced from 10 exons. Gene Ontology annotation, molecular function: protein tyrosine phosphatase activity. Lineage: Eukaryota; Metazoa; Chordata; Lepidosauria; Squamata; Cordylidae. The record is from RefSeq and is a predicted model, not a curated record. Bases 116 to 1276 code for a protein of 386 amino acids. Gene Ontology annotation, biological process: protein dephosphorylation.
GCCUCUGCAAACAGAAUGAGUGGUGUAUUCUUAGGAAGUCAGUUGAGUGCAGAAGUUCUGCACAGAGCUGGCAAUAAUAGGGUGCUUCUCCAGCCCCAAGAGCUCACUGACCUGCAUGGUGCCUCCUUUCAGGGCUCCUUUGGUCUCUCAUACCCCAGUGCAGAAUAUCUGUGGCUGGCACAGCAUGGUCCUGGCUUAUUCAGCAUGUCCCAGAGUUUGUAGUUCCGGCUUGCUGCAUGAAAGCAUGAGGGCAGGAAUGGACAAGCCUACCUCCCGCAGUCAGGAAGUUAAGAAGCAUGUGCGCCUGCAGGAAAGGAGGGGCUCCAAUGUGUCACUGGUGCUGGACAUGAGUUCCCUGAGCAACACAGAACCCAUUCGAUCGGUCUCCACCCCUAGAGAUGUCACAGUGCAGCUCCUGAACACAGCCAGCCAUGUUCUUUCUCGGGAGAUGCUUCAGCAGCAGAGCUGGAGUCUGGCGGAACUUCAAGAGGAGUUCGCGAAAAUGCCCUCAAAUUUUGCCAGUCCAGAAGAGUUGAACAUUCCAGGACGAGCAGCAAAGGACAGAUACAAAUCCAUCCUACCAAAUCCCCAGAGUCGUGUUUGCCUCAAGAGAGCUGAAAGCCACAAAGAUGAGAACUACAUAAAUGCAAACUACAUUCGGGGUUAUGCUGGACAGGAGAAGGCCUACAUUGCCACACAAGGGCCCAUGCUAAACACAAUCAAUGAUUUCUGGACAAUGGUGUGGCAGGAAGAAGCUCCUCUCAUAGUUAUGCUCACCAAACUCAAGGAAGAGAAAGAGAAAUGUAUCUGUUACUGGCCUGAAACAGAGGCAACCUAUGGGCCAUUCACCAUCCGCGUUCAAGGCAUUUGCAAGUGUGAAGAAUACACCAUCCGGGAUUUUGCCCUGCAGUUCAGAGACGACUGCCGCACAGUGAAGCACAUUGUCUUCUCAUCCUGGCCAGACCAGAAGGCCCCGGAAUCAGCUAGGUCACUCUUGCACUUGGUUCUGGAGACAGAGAAAAUUCUGCAGGCUGCAGAGAGCACGGGGCCGAUCGUUGUGCAUUGUAGUGCAGGAAUUGGCCGGACUGGUUGCUUUAUAGCUACACAGAUUGGAUGCCAGCAACUGAAAAAUAAAGGAGAGGUGGACGUCUUGGGAAUAGUUUGCCAGCUACGUAUAGACAGAGGUGGAAUGAUACAAACCAGUGAACAAUACCAGUUCCUCCAUCAUACACUGGCCAUGUAUGCUUCACAGCUUCCCAAGACAACAGACUGCUAAUGCCAUCUUCUUGUAUUAACACCAGCAACUGGCUGUUUCUUGGUUGAUGGAGCAUUUUUCAGACUCUGCUGGGCAAACCACCAUCACCACCACAACCACAACCCAUUGUUGUAUCUUUGUAUAUAUCAACCACCCGAAGUGUAAACUGUGCACAAGAAGAACUAUCCAGUUGCUGGGUGUAAAUAAUUUGAAUGUGUUUUGUCUGGACACAGACUUGUUUUUUUUAUUAUUAUUAUUAUUUCGAAUGUCCUGAAAAAUGUGUGUGAACCCAGAUCUGCUGUCAUGUUCAUUAAAAAAGAUUUAUUUGCCCUGUUUGCUAUCCAUAUUACACAACUGGACAAUAAAAAAGUCUAUUAACAUUUA